Molecule: messenger RNA, 1598 nt
Organism: Triticum aestivum (bread wheat)
Lineage: Eukaryota; Viridiplantae; Streptophyta; Magnoliopsida; Poales; Poaceae
Exons: 2
Coding region: 296-1291 (331 amino acids)
Source: RefSeq, a predicted model, not a curated record
UCUGCUCGCGCUCUGCCCCCGCCCCUCCCACCUCCUGCCCUGUGCGAGUCAGAGAUUUUGCGCGCGCGCCCCGGAGCAAAGAGAUAGUGCCACCACUGUUCGGUGCGGUGGUUUCGGUGAAAGAGACCGACAGAGCUUGGUGGAUAGAGAAGAGAGGAGGCGGAGGCGAGGUCUCCAACGGGGAGGGGAUAGAGCGGUGCAUUUUCUUGCCCACAGGCACGGAAGGUCAGCCUCUCGGCAGCACGGGGCGCCGCCUGUUCUUGUGUGAUUGCUUCAGUUCGCGCCACUAAACAGGAUGGAUGGGAUGGACUUCCUGGCCGGAAUGGGCAUGAACGAGGAUGAUCUUAUGACGAUGGUGUUUGAAAAGAAUGUCGCUGAGCUGAGAGAAGACACAUUUGAUGGUUCUGAGGAGGAAAGAAAAAUCUUUGAGGAGAUUUUCGGCUGCGGACAGAACACUUCUCAACCAGGCAUAGGCAAAACAUCUAUACCGCCAUCCGGCUCUGCCUCCAGCGGCAAGAUGGGCUACUGCCGCAUAGUGGAGUCCUUCACUCACGGCAACCUAUCGAGCUAUCAUGUCUUCGAUCACAGUGCUAGUCAACAGAUGCAGAACGCAAUGCCUUGCACAGAUCAUCAUGACAUGCCUUCUGAGCUCGUGGUACAGUCGACGCCACCUUCCGUUGAUCGGGUGUACACUCGCAGGGCGGUGACUCACAAUCACAGCAGCCACAGAGCAGAACUUUCCAGUGUCCUGGAUUUGGAGAGGGUUGACAUCACCAGCGUGAUCGCGCGGCGGCCUGGCGGCUGUGGCUUUGGAAUGCUCUGGAACCAUCUCCGGCUGCACGCGCAUCUUCUGAUGAUGGACGCCGGGUGGAAGAUCGAGGGCAAGGAGAGGGGGAACAAGAGCAAGAUCGAGGGCGAUAAGGAAAGGGGGAACAAGAUUAAGAUCGACCUCAUGUACGAGUCGCCCGACAAGCUCAUGCGCCUGGCUUCUCUUGCUAGGGCUUGGAAGUGCUUUGGUGAGUGGCUGCUGGUCCGCUCGUCCAUAGUUGAUGGAGAUGACUGUGGAAAGGAAUGGUCCAACAUGCACGACUUUCUGUGUGAUUUGAAGGACACGCUGCUGUGCUUGGAACACGAGGCCCGGCGCCCCGAGCAAUCCCUGUCUUUCAUGCACCAGUGGCGGCUGCUCGAUCCUUUCAUGGCGGUGGUUUGCAUCGAGAAGAAGGUCGCAGCGCUGCGGAAUGGAGUGCCAUUGAAGGCUGUGAACAGCACAGUCUACGGCCCUCAGUCAUAGCGAGAGAAGUUGCGGAAGCAGAGCAAGGGAGAACCAAAUGUGAGUCAGCAAGUACAGUUUGAAGCUGAAAGGGAGCCGGAGGCGUUGGUGGCACGGCGUGAGCACAGUUUGAAGCUGAAAGGGAGCCGGAGGCGUUGGUGGCACGGCGUGAGCUGGGGCGGCCUAUCUGUGAGGAAGAGGGCUGCGUGGUAGUUUGAGUACCAGAUCGACUUUAGUUGCGUGUUUGUCUUUUGCCCACUCUGUUGUACUCCUACUGUAGAACGGAUCUCUAGUCUCUGCUCGGACCUUCUAACUAAGUAUCUCCGUA